Molecule: messenger RNA, 1808 nt
Organism: Tilletiaria anomala UBC 951
Lineage: Eukaryota; Fungi; Basidiomycota; Exobasidiomycetes; Georgefischeriales; Tilletiariaceae
Exons: 2
Coding region: 178-1770 (530 amino acids)
Source: RefSeq, a predicted model, not a curated record
UUUGUGAGUUUGAAUCGAGCGUCCAGCGCUGCUUGUAGGCGCCCAGGCUUCAGGGCUUCAGGUACGUACUGCUGAAGACAUUUGCACAUGUUCGUCCGAGUGCAGUGCGUGGUCCCAGGUCGCUCCUCACUCGCCCCCUUUUCAGCUGCCUCGAAUAGCCCCAGAGCAUAGAGCGGCAUGCCGGUUCACCUUGUCGCGAGCGCCGUGUCCAAAUGGCUGCCGUCGGACAGAAUCGCACCGGCGGCGGCCGCGCUGGCGGCCCUGGCGACGGUCAAAGGCUGGGCAGGUGGUAUUGACUGGCUCGCCAACCUCGAGCCGGAGCGUGGCGGCCCUGGCGAGCGCGACCUGCAUGGGCGUGUCGUCCUGAUUGUCGGAGGGUUUACGCCACUGGGCCUCGUUGUACAAACGCAGCUCGCGGCGCGGGGAGCGCAAAUCAUUGCACUGACCCCCUCGCUCGCCUCACCACGGACGCUGCAGCUCGUGCAGCUGCUGCGCGACAGCACACGCAACGAACUCAUCUACGCAGAACAGUGCGAUGUGUUGGAUCCACACUCGGUCACCUACUUUGCCGAGACGUGGAACAAAGGCCUCACAGAUGCACGCAAGACCAACCCGCUGGGCUCGAGUGGCAGCGGCGCUGGACCUGCAGAGCAAGUCGGGUUGCGCCUGGAUGCGAUCAUCUUUCUGCCUCUGGAUGAGACAGCAUACAGUGCGGGAGAAGGACUGCAGCGCAUCAACGGGUUUGAACUGGCACAUGCCGAGGUCGCCGCACGGUAUCACUUCGUACAGUCCAUGCUUUCUUCCCUACUGCUCCUCCCGCCUGACCGCGACAUUCGCAUCGUCAGCGCCAUCUCACCAUGGCACCCGUCGGGCAUUGCUUCAUUCUCCGCGGAAGACCCUGACUAUUUGCUUGAGAGAAUGACUGUUGAGCACCACUUUCCGCGCUGGCAGCCCUGGUGUGCAUCGGGUGCCGCGGCGCUCCGCUGGCUUGCACUCUCUGUCGAGCUGCAGCGGCGCAUCCAGCUGCUGGCCGAGGCGGACAAACGGCCGCGUGGCCCGCUGCCCGCAGUCGAUAGCCACCUUGCAUCCGUCUCUCUCGCGCAGGAAAGAGAGCGCAUACGCCCCAAAGCAAAUAUUACUGUGCUGAAUGUUUGUCUGGGCUUUGAGCGGAAUCGAGAUGUGCUAUCCUUGCUGCUGCCGCCCCCCGAGCUGACUCCGGUCUAUGCCGGGUUUUCCGCUGCAGAGGAAGGUGACGGGCCAAAGGACGCUGGGCCUGAGACAGCUGAGCUGCUCGCUCGGCAGCUAAGGGCCUCUGUCGAUCCGCGCCAACGCCAGGGCACAAAGCCGCAACAACAAGUCUCACACCGCGACUAUUUUCGGCCACGCUAUUCGAUGGCCUCAGUCGCUCUGCGCUAUACCCUUGCGGUGCUGCUCUGGCCGUUGAUCUGGCUCUUUUGCAAAUCGCCAGGCAAGGCGGCAAGCGGAAUUACGUGGGCGCUCGUGGCGCCGCUCGACCGCGGCAUAAGCCCCUCGGGCAACGCGAGUGCAAGUGCACGAGGGCAAGCCGGCGCGAAGGGUACGCAUGUACGACCUGUCGAGCUCCACCGCGAAGGGUCGCCGCGGCCGGUCGUGCUGCCUGCGUCGGUGCGUGACGAUGAAGGGCAGCGGCGGCUGUGGGAGGGCGAGGAGGCGUUGAUCAAGGCUGCCAUUGCGGGCGACCGGGGCGAAAGUCACAAGGACAACAACAAAGAAACGAAAAAGCGAAAGUAGGCUCUGAGUCUAUGGUAUACUGUAACAUACAUCUUGUA